GUAAAUACGAGUUGACUUGGCCCCGUGACUCCACCACCGGUUGUUUACGUCGGGCCAAAAAAACCUGCGCACUUGUCACCAACCGCACACCCCGCGGCCAACGCAAGUGGGAAGGAUCUCACCAAACCGGCUCGGAAGACACCCAGAUCUUUCCUCUAGACUAUACAAUACAGCAGAAGGUGUAUACAGGAAUAUAGCCGGCAAUAUCGCAGGCGAACGUCAGAUACGUCGUGGAAUAUCCCCACUACCCGGAAGUGCUAGCCGCAGGUAGAAAGGUAAGACAUGUGGAAGAUAUUGACAUCAAGUUCCCGAGUUCUCUGGGAGAAGGGCUUGCCCGACUUGCAGAAGCUGACAGCUGCAGUACCGGCAGUUAUCGCAAGAUGUCAGCAUUCCGAGACAGGCCAUGGGCCAGGGCCAACACCAGUAGGGAGUCUUGGUUCCUCCCAUGGUUACACCGGCACCACACAGGACAUGCACUCCCCCUCCGGUGGUCGCAGGCCGCCGUACCUGGACACCCACAACCCCGCCCCGGUCAGGAAACAGCACAUGGACGCUUCCCAGUACCAGCAGCUACCGCUGAUUGACGAACUCAUGCCCCGGCUGGUCGAGAGACCGAACGGACAGAAGGUCCAGCCGACCUUCUCGGUGGAGGAACUCCAGAGGAGACUCAACCUGCUGCGCACCUUCAUGAUCACCAGCAGAAUAGACGCCGUCCUCUUCACGUCCUACCAUAACAUCAACUACUACAGCGACUUUCUGUACUGCGCCUUCGGCAGGACCUACGGACUGGUCGUCACCAUGGACAAAGUGCUCUCCAUAUCCGCAGCUAUCGAUGGCGGACAACCCUGGAGAAGGACGCAGAUCGGCGACAACGUCGUCUACACCGACUGGCAGCGCGACAACUUCUACCAGGCGGUCCAAGUUGAGCUGGCGGGGCGAGGCCUCAUGACGCUGGGCGUGGAGUUCGACCACAUGACGCUGGACGGCUUCACCAAGCUGAACCUUGCCGUGCCCGACAUGCAGAAGACGGACAUCGGGAAGGCCACCAUGCGCCUGCGCAUGAAGAAGUCCGACGAGGAGAUUGCUCUCAUCAGAGAAGGCGCCCGUAUUGCUGACCUGGGCGGCUGGGCUGUAGUGGAGGCGCUAGAAGAGGGCGUGCCUGAGUACGAGCUGGCGAUCCACGCUGCCAACGCCAUGACGAGGGAAGUGGCCAGGACCUACCCGCACGGCGAACUCAUGAAUACUUGGGCCUGGAUCCAGUCAGGGAUCAACACUGACGGGGCACACAACCCUGUGACGUCACGGCGCGUGCGCAGUGGGGACAUCCUGUCACUGAACACCUUCCCAAUGAUUUCUGGGUACUACACCGCCCUGGAGAGGACCAUGUUCCUGAACCACGCCUCAGACGCUCACCUCGCUCUCUGGGAGAUCAACUGUCAGGUCCACCGGCGGGGCCUGGAGCUGAUCCGGCCGGGAGCGCGCUGCUGUGACAUCGCCACCGAGCUGAACGAGAUGUACCGGCAACACGGGCUGCUGCAGUACCGCAGCUUCGGCUACGGACACUCCUUCGGAUCUCUGUGUCAUUACUACGGCAGGGAAGCAGAGCUGGAGCUGCGAGAGGACAUCCCGACCGUUCUCGAGCCCGGGAUGGUCAUCUCCAUGGAGCCGAUGAUCAUGAUCCCCGAGGGCAUGCCGGGAUCGGGCGGGUACCGGGAGCACGACAUCCUGGUGGUGACGGAGGACGGGGCGGAGGACAUCACAGGCUUCCCGUUCGGUCCUGAGGACAACAUCAUUAAGACAUAGCCACGUCCUUGUAAGGCAUCAACAACGUCAUUAUAAGAACGACGUACCAGGCCUCCGGACGUUAUGAGACAUCAGCAAGACGACAUCACGCCAAUGAAACAUCAAAAGUGAAGCAAAGUUUAAACUGCGCAAUUAGAAGUACUUAGCCAGGUGCUUACAAAACAUGUUACGAAAAUGUCGUCGUCUCACAGUAAACGUCAUUAUCAAGGCAAUUCCUUUUAAAUUUAAGCCAGACAUUGCUUCCGGUGCACCAGGGUGAUGUUGGUACUUCCCAUACAGUGGUGCUUUUUUUACUUUUAGUACAUUUGCCAACUACUGCUAUUAUUCUGGUAUUUGUACUCACGUGAUUAUGACGUAAGCGUUGUCCGCCAUGUUGGAUGAUUACACCUGGAAGUCGGAAGCUGGGUAAAUCUUCAUUUGCAUUGUGUAAACCUAGUCAUUAUAAGCGUUCGGAUUUAACUAUAGGUCUGGCUCAAGAUUCCAGCCAACCAGAAUACGACAUCGUGUACUUAAUUAAGUCUACCGGCCACCAUUUUGUACAACACGCGUAUACACAAUAAAUUUAAUGGCAGACCAGGUCAUA
Branchiostoma belcheri (Belcher's lancelet) is the source of this 2386-nucleotide messenger RNA. Its product is annotated as creatinase-like. Bases 283 to 1803 code for a protein of 506 amino acids. Lineage: Eukaryota; Metazoa; Chordata; Leptocardii; Amphioxiformes; Branchiostomatidae. Gene Ontology annotation, molecular function: creatinase activity. The transcript is spliced from 10 exons. The record is from RefSeq and is a predicted model, not a curated record.